Messenger RNA from Adelges cooleyi (spruce gall adelgid), 3014 nucleotides. It is a transcript of the gene Ppt2, whose product is annotated as lysosomal thioesterase PPT2 homolog. NCBI's taxonomy places the organism in Eukaryota, Metazoa, Arthropoda, Insecta, Hemiptera, Adelgidae. The transcript has 5 exons. The coding region runs from base 1061 to 1906 and encodes 281 amino acids. Gene Ontology annotation, molecular function: thiolester hydrolase activity. The record is from RefSeq and is a predicted model, not a curated record. Gene Ontology annotation, cellular component: lysosome.
UCCGUAUGAUGCAUAAGCUUACUUUAUCAAUUAGGUAUCAGAACCGAUAAGUUUAAUAAAUUGCCAUUCCUACAAUAGUUUAUAAAUUGUGUUAUUGUUUUUUUAGAACCAAUCCCAAAUAUGUUGAUAAAUGAUGUAUACGUGGUAUCGAGGACUUAAAGAAUUGAACAAGUGGUGGCUAAAAUGGGAAUCGGGUGAGCGCCACGAGUCUAAUGACGGUUGAAUAUUUCUUGCUGAAAUAGCCAAUAGGGCGAUGAAGGAAAAAGGCAAAAAUUUGAUAAUAAUUUUUUGAAAUUAUUUGAAACCGACCUGGGGGUGCGCUUCAAUUUUUUUUUACCCCAGAACUUAUAUAAGGACCUUACAUAUUUAUAUUUAUAAAAAAAUAGUAGUAUAGCACCCAUUUUCAUACCAAAACAAAUUAAAGAAAAUAUCAAACAGGUUGACGAGAACAAAAUGGUUACUGAAAUAGUUACAAAAUAGGUAUUGCAUUUAAAAUUAACAACAAAUAACAGGUCUUUAAUUUUAAAGGUUGUUGACUAUAGGAAUUUUCGAAAAUAAAACAUUGCUCUUUUUAUCUUGACUAUUCGUGACACUGUUAUCAGGCACCUGUGUACGUUGAAUGUUGAUGUCUACAGCUGAUAACACGUUGCACUACUGCUUACAAGUUUGAAGUUAGUAGUAACAAUACAAGUUCACAACUAAAUACUGUUUAUUAAUACAAUUUAUAAUAUUUAAUUUAACAAACUGUUCAUUGUAUGUAUUCAUUAUUGUGUGUGAAGUGUAAAUAUGUUAUAAAAUAUUGUAUCGUAGGCCAUGUCGAAUAAGGUAUUAUUUUCCGUAUUAAGCAGUUAGAUUAUUUUUACAAUGUAAACUCGUUAUCGAAUGCUUAUUGAAGGUCGAUUAGUAUUUGAUUUUAUACAUAUUUUACAUUCCUGUUGCAAUUGAAAAUUAUAGUAUUAAAUUCAGCUACGAAAGAAUUACAUUACUGGUCUUCAUAGUGUAUACAACAGUCCCAUUUAGUGUUCGUAGGAAAUUUGAUAUACGAUCUCAACUUGAAAUUAUGGAGAAAAAUUCCAUAGCAAAGUCUAAUGGCGAACUGCCUCCGUACAAACCUGUGGUCAUCGUUCAUGGACUGAUGACGGGCGACGUCACAAUGCUUUCUCUCGCUAAUCGAAUUGAAAAAAUGCAUCCUGGCACAAAGACAUAUGUUUUGAAUCGAUUUUGUGGAUGGGCUAGCCUCGAACCCAUGUGGAAACAAGUCGUAGAACUUGGUGCUGAUUUAUUACAAAUUUGCUCUCAACACCCGGAAGGCAUACACUUAAUCGGUUAUUCUCAAGGAGGAAUAAUCGCUAGAGGCAUGUUGGAAUCAUAUCCCGACCACAAUGUCCAUACAUUUAUAUCAUUAAGUUCGCCUCAGGGAGGUCAAUAUGGAACAAAAUGUUUCCUUAGGCUAUUUCCAGAUCUUACAUUGAAAACGGCUUACGAGCUAUUUUAUUCUAAAAUGGGUCAGGAUAUAAGUGUAGGCAAUUAUUGGUACGAUCCACAUCAUUUAGACCUUUAUUUAAAGUAUAGCAAAUACUUGCCAGUUAUUAAUAACGAAUUGACCACAGCCAAUAGUGAAAAUUAUAAAAGAGGUAUAACAAAACUAAAAAAAAUGAUUCUUAUUGGUGGACCCGAUGAUGGUGUGAUUUCUCCUUGGCAGUCCAGUCAAUUUGCUGUUUUAAACAAGGACGACGAACUUGUUGCUGUUACCGAACGACUUAUUUACAAAGAUGAUACAUUUGGUUUAAAAACAUUAGAUGAACAAGGAAAAUUAUUGGUUUUUACAGUUGAUGGCAUUUCUCAUCACGAGUGGUACAAAGACGAUUCAGUUAUUGAUAAUUUCCUCAUCAAUUGGUUAAACUAAAAUUAGUGUUAUGUUUUAGUCUUUUUUAUUUUUUACAUUACGUUCUUUUAUCAAAUCAAAAAAGUUUUUUUAACUUAAAUUAAAUGUUUAAACUUAAAAACGUUUUUUUAAAUGUGUUUUACAAAAUUAAUUUAAAUAGCAGCUACCAGAAUUGUUUAAAAUAUGUUAUAUUCUCAUAAGUAAAAUAUUAAGUAAAGGUUAAAUUAAGCGAGUGUAAUCCAUGUCUUUAAAAACAGUUCAACUAUCUUAAAGCUCUUGUUGUUUCAUUUACAGAUAUAUACAGGGAAACAAUGUUAUAAGAUUGACAUUAUUUUAUUAGCUUUAUUUAAAAUUAAAUUUAUUUUUAAGAUGUGCCAAUGCCUGCUUUUGUAACUAAUUCAUGGUUUCAUUUUGACUCACAUCUAGUUUUAUUUUAUAAUAUUCUAUACGAUUAUUGUACUCAUGUGUGAUUUAAAUUGUGAUUUUUUUCCAUUUAUAUGCGUUUUUUUUUCACUUCAAUAAUAAAUUGUGUUUUUAAAAAAAUUAUGUUUUUAAAAAAAAAUUGUAUACUUCUUAGAGUAUCAACUUUAAAAUUAUUAUUAUAAAUAUUUUGCUUAUUCCUAAUUAUUAUUUUUUUUGUUUUGUACCUAUGGUUUAAUUAUUAUGUAAUAUGUAUAUUAAAAAAAAAGUUCUUAAGGUUUUUGUUACUUAUGAAUCAUAAGUUAUGAUAAACAACACAUUAUAAAACAUGUAAAUUAUUGUAUGGAUGAAAAACGUAGUUUUACAUUUCUUUGUGUUUGUAAUCAUUCAAUUAAAAAAAUCAUUAUUAGUUUGUUCUAAUGACAAUAGGCCGCAAAUUGACUUAAUGACAAUGACACUGGUCUGUUAACUCCUACUUAUACUUGUUGAUUAAUUAAAUGUAAUUAUUUUUCUAUGUAUAACAAAUGCCUAAUAUUUAAAUCAUUUGUACAAAAUUCUUCAUAACAUUAUUUUUUUAUUGAACUGCCUAAAUAAUUUAAAGGUUAUAUUUCAGGACUUGUGAGGGGUCCACUAAAAAAUUUUAGCGUGAUAGUUUAUUAAUUGCACUUUUGUAUUAUAAUAUUGAGUUGACUACAGUGUACAUCAAAAU